Phaedon cochleariae (mustard beetle) is the source of this 3882-nucleotide messenger RNA. The record is from the annotation of a GenBank genome assembly. Lineage: Eukaryota; Metazoa; Arthropoda; Insecta; Coleoptera; Chrysomelidae.
UCUUUGAAGAUUGGUUGGAUUUGGAACAUGACAAAUUCUAGUACGCCAUAUUUGAUCCUCGUGUGGUGAAAGUUGUCAGAAAAUGAAUAAUCUACUAUGCAAAAUUAAUAUCUGUGUGUAAUAUAUCAAUUAUUUGGUGCAAUUAUGGAGAAGGACCUUAAUAAUUCUGCUAUUCACAAUACAUCCCCAAAAAACGAAGAAGACAGUGAAAAGUCAUUUGUUGGUAAAUUCAAGUCAAUAAUCACCAAUACUCCCUUGUCUAAGUGGUUCCGUAAGCAAGAUGAUAGUAGUAGUAAAUCAACAAUCAGAAGACGCAAUGAUGAUGCUGAUGAUGAGGAACUCCAUCAAAUGCAGCCCCCUUCCAAAAGGGUGAAGUUUCCCAUUGCUGAGGAAAACAAUCACUUUAACAGUGUGACAUUUGAAAAUGAUUCAGAUUUGACAACUGUUGAUAUCACUCUGAAAAGUCAAAAAUCAAAUCAUUUUCCAGAACCAGUGGCUGGCCCAUCUGGUAUCAAAUCACGUAAACUACUCUCAAAUGUACCCACAAGGAGAGAUGAGGUGAGGAAUAAAUUCAGGAGCAGGGAAUUGCUUAAUGGACACAAGGACUCUGACAGUGAGGAAUCUACCAGUGGAUAUUCUUCAGUGCCCAGGAUAGGGAGUAAAGACAAUGUCUGUCAUAGUCAAGAGAGUUCCAAACAGACCUCUCCUCUAGAGAAUCCCAAUAAUUCCAGGUCUCUGUUUCAAAAUCCAAAUACCUCGACGAAUCGCUCACUAUUUACUGAUAGGGCAUUGAGCCCCAACAUGAAUACAUCAAUGACGACAAGGAGGCCUAGCUUCAAUGCCUCAACCUUUGGUUCCCCCAAUUUCAUUGAUAGAACCAUAGCCACUGAAAAAAUCAUCAAUUCACCAUUCUAUAGUGGAAGAACUAUAUAUGGCGGCGCUUCAGCUUAUGGCAGAAGACUGGGAAGGAGUGCCAGGGAUCUCAGAACUUCCCUGAAAAGACCUGUGCAGAUUAAACCAGUUAACAAAACUAACGAAACUGGAAAUCUGACUCUAGGAAAAACUGCUAGAAGGAUACUGGAGACUUUGGAGCAGUAUAGUUCACCAAUUAACGAUGCGAAAAAGAUACCAGUUGCCUCUAAAAGGUUCAAAUCUGAUGGUUUACUCACCAGUCAUGUAGGUGCUAGUCCAUACUUGCAUAAUAGUGGGGAUACAAUAUCGAAAAAAAGGGAGCUUCAAAUACCAACAGUGUCUGAUUUGCUCAAAAUGAAGCAAAAAACAAGGUUGCAAAACAGCACUGAAACAGUCAGGCAGAUUGCUAUCUCCUCCAAGUCCAAUUUGAACUCAGAACAGAACCUUUUUAGUGAGAAACCGCCUACUAGAGAAUCUGACAGUACAACAGAUAUCCAACAGCAACAGAAAAAGGUGGAAUCUGUCAAACCCAACCCUAACCCCACAAGUCUUCCCACAACCAAUUUACCUAAAUUUGAUUUCUUCAAAACACCCCAGUCUGUAGAUAAACCACUGAAGAAUAUGUCACCGAAAGUAGCCCCUCUGCAAACUACAAUAAUUGUCGACACUCCUCCAAAAGUAACAAUAGAGACUGAGAAUAAUGUACAAAAGAAAAAUAGCGAUUCUGCAUUGUUCAGGUUCUCCGCUCCUCUUGUAAUAGCGGAAAAUAUGAAAUCUAUCGUAGCAAUUAACAAUUUCAAAUUCAGCAAACCACUUGUAAACCUCAAAAAAACGAACAGUUCUAAUGAUAAAGGGACUGAUACUACUAGUAAUAAGAACGGCCUAGAGAUGGCUCCUAAAAUGAUUGCAAGUCCAGCAAAGGAGCAGGAAAAAAGUGCUGCCAUUAAGAAUAGUGGUAUUGGUGUUAAGAGUGCCAACCAAUGGGAAUGCAGUGUAUGCAUGGUCCGUAACAAUGACAAGGAUUCAAAAUGUGUAUGUUGUACUGCUAGUAAGCCUUCAGCGCAGAAAACUGAGGUGGCACCCAUUAAUAACAUACCAUCCUCUUUUGGAGAUAAAUUCAGGCUACCGACUAGUAUGUGGGAAUGCUCAGUUUGCAUGGUCAGAAAUGAGAAUGCAAAGACAAAGUGCAGUGCAUGUGAGACACCAAAUCUUAAAGGUGUUUCAAAUCAGUCAUCAUCUAAGAGUUCUAGUUUCAUGACAAAAUUCCAACCUCCUGCUAGUACUUGGGAAUGUACCACUUGUUUAAUAAGGAAUAAGAAUGAAGUUGUCAAAUGUGUUGCUUGCGAGACUCCCAGGAUAGGUAUGCCAGUGGCUUUCAAUAGUUUGAGUGCCACUUUCAAGAAAAAAGAGGACGAAUGGGAAUGCCAAGUCUGUAUGGUCAGAAAUAAGACGACAAAUGUCAAAUGUCAAUGUUGUGAAUCUCUGAAACCAGGCAGUAACCCGAAAAACGGGCCAGUGUCUGAGAGCGAUGAAAAACCAAUACCGAAGUUCAACUUUGGGAUUGAUAAAGCUGCAGCUGCAUCAUUCUCAUUUGGGGUACCAUCCUCGACAUCAAUUACUUUGCCAAAGCCUGUAGUGGAUCCUGCUAUAGUUUUUGGAGAGAACGCCAAAAAAACGGCACCUGUAGCUAGUUUCUCGUUUGGGGUAAAGCCAGAGGCACAGAGUCAAAAGACGACUGUUGUAGUACCACCAAAGAUUGCCGAGCCGGUGGAUAAGGUCCCAGAAAAAAGCGAUGCUUCAGCCGCAGUGGCUAGUUUCCAAUUUGGUGGCGUGAAACCAACUACAACUCAAAGUGCUCCUCUGAUAAACAAAAAAGUCGAAGCUAUUGCUAAACCCGUUGAGAUUCCUGCUACUACUGCAGCUGUUCCUAAACCGACAUUCAACUUCAGCGUAGCUGCAUCUAGCAGUGAAAAGUCAACAAAUAAAGCAGACACCACUGCCGGAGAUACGCCAAAGCUGUUCAGUUUUGGAUCAAAACCUUCGGUUAACAUAGCAGCCAAAGUGACUCCAGCAGCUGGACUUGGUGUUAUUCAGAGUACUCCAGUCAGUCAACCUCCUGCAGCUGUUACUAGCCAAAAUACAAUAUCUAAGCCUGGCGGUUUCUCAUUUGGCGUUAACAAAACUAGCGCUGAUUCAUCUUCUAGCUCGAUUUUUGGUGCCACUACAACGACUACAAACAACAGUUUUGCUGCUGCCAAUGCUAACAGUUUCGGUAGUCCCAAGGCUGUUGUUACACCAGCUCCCAAGACUAGUUCUGAUGUCAACGCCUCCACACCAGUCCCAUCUUUCGGAAGUGUGCCAAUACCAUUCGGGAAUACAGGCAAACCCGCCUUCGAGUCGCCCUCCUUCUCGUUCGGGGGCGCCGCACCUCCCAGUAACGAGCCCCCAGCGAAGGCCCCCAUGGGCGCCAUGUUCUCCUUCGGACAAUCGAGCUUCGGCGCCGCCAAUUCCAGUACGCCCUCCUUCAAUUUCGCCGCCUCCAAGGCGACAGAAGCCCCUUCGAGUAGCAUUUUCGGUGCUGCUGCCCCCGCGGCAUUGCUUGCCCCCAGCAAUGCGGAGGCGACGAGUAGGGUGUUCAAUUUCGGGGCGAGCUCGCAGAACAACAACACUCAGAAGGCGGGAUUCAGUUUUGGAACUCCCGUUAAUAAUAACGCUGCACCUGUGCCUACCAACUCUGGAUUCAAUUUUGGAGCAGCAGCAGCUCCAGUGCCUAAGCCAGCUGCUGGUGGUUUCAAUUUUUCAGCAGUGGCAAAUUUUGAUGGAAAUGUCAAACCAUCAUUCAACUUUUCUGAUGCACCUGUAACUGCUUUUACAAAUUUCACGAGUAUUUCUAUUAUUUCCUAUUGCGGAAGGAAUUCCGAUGAGAAAUCAGAGAAAUUACCAAAUUUCAAAUAUGAAAACUAUAUGUGA